Messenger RNA from Sesamum indicum (sesame), 812 nucleotides. NCBI's taxonomy places the organism in Eukaryota, Viridiplantae, Streptophyta, Magnoliopsida, Lamiales, Pedaliaceae. The record is from RefSeq and is a predicted model, not a curated record.
AAAAUGGAAAUUUUGUGUAGAAGAGAUUCCGUUGCAGCAAAGAGCCGCAGCAGCUUCGCUAUUAGGGAAGCUUGUUGGCCAGACUAUGCAUGGGCCUAGAGUGGCGAUAAGUCUGGCAAGAUUUCUGCCUGAUUUCCUUGUCUCGGUAAUCAGGGAUGGUCCUGGUGAAGCAGUUGUGAUUGCUCUUGAACAAACAACAAAACUCCUGAACUAGUCUGGACUCCAGCAAUGGCUGCAUCGUUGUCUGCACAAAUAGCAACUAUGGCUUCGGAUCUGUACCGUGAACAGGUGAAAGGACGUGUUGUUGAUUGGGAUGUACCUGAGCAGGCCUCUGGCCAACAGGAGAUGAGAAAUGAACCUCAGGUUGGAGGGAUCUAUGUUAGGUUAUUCCUGAAAGAUCCCAAAUUUCCACUUAGAAAUCCCAAGAGAUUUCUUGAAGGGCUGCUGGAUCAGUACCUUACAUCCGUUGCCGCCUCACAAUAUGAUGGCCAAGCUGUUGACACUGAACUUCCUCUACUUCUUUCUGCUGCCCCGGUCUCUUUACUCAGGAUGUACCCCGCUCUUGCAGAUCAUGUUGGAUAUCUUGGUUAUGUGCCCAAACUUGUGUCUGCAGUAGCCCAUGGAGCAAGCAGAGAAACAAUAGCUUCAGAAACCUAUGUAUCUGAGGAUGGUUCGUCGCAACAAAAUUCACAAACUCCUCCGGAGCGAGUUCGCCUUAAUUGUUUACGUGUUCUACAUUAGCUUGCAGGUAGCACCACCUGUGCAGAAGCUAUGGCAGCUACUAGUAUUGGGACACCCCAGAUAUGCUGUGG